This is a messenger RNA of Dipodomys spectabilis (banner-tailed kangaroo rat), 2438 nucleotides long. RefSeq names its product ATPase H+ transporting V1 subunit B1 (gene Atp6v1b1). Gene Ontology annotation, molecular function: ATP binding; proton-transporting ATPase activity, rotational mechanism. The record is from RefSeq and is a predicted model, not a curated record. The transcript is spliced from 14 exons. Gene Ontology annotation, cellular component: proton-transporting V-type ATPase, V1 domain. Gene Ontology annotation, biological process: proton transmembrane transport; ATP metabolic process. Lineage: Eukaryota; Metazoa; Chordata; Mammalia; Rodentia; Heteromyidae. Bases 94 to 1635 code for a protein of 513 amino acids.
GCAGCCCGCUCCAGCUGCAGCUGGGCCUCAAGUCCUAUAACUGCCACCAGCUUGCUUGGACACCAGGCACUGAGUCCCAGACUACUGCAUGCCAUGGCCAUGAAGGUAGACAGCAGGCCAGGGGGCCUCCCUGGCAGUAGCUGUGAUGUAAGCAUGGCCCGAGAGCAUACGCAAGCCGUCACUCGCAACUACAUCACCCACCCCCGCAUCACCUACAGGACUGUGUGCAGUGUCAAUGGGCCUCUGGUGGUGCUGGACCAGGUCAAGUUUGCACAGUAUGCAGAGAUUGUGAACUUCACCCUCCCGGAUGGGACUCAGAGGAGUGGCCAAGUGCUUGAGGUGGCUGGGACCAAAGCCAUUGUUCAGGUGUUUGAAGGGACCUCUGGAAUUGAUGCCCAGAAGACAACUUGUGAAUUCACAGGGGACAUCUUACGGACUCCAGUGUCAGAGGACAUGCUGGGUCGAGUUUUCAAUGGCUCUGGCAAACCCAUUGACAAAGGGCCAGUGGUCAUGGCGGAGGAAUUUCUGGACAUCAAUGGCCAGCCCAUCAAUCCCCAUGACCGCAUCUACCCAGAGGAGAUGAUUCAGACAGGCCUCUCUCCCAUUGAUGUCAUGAACAGCAUUGCACGUGGUCAGAAGAUCCCCAUCUUCUCUGCAGCAGGGCUCCCUCACAAUGAGAUUGCUGCCCAGAUCUGCCGCCAGGCUGGGCUGGUGAAGAAAUCCAAGGCAGUGCUUGAUUAUCAUGAGGACAACUUCGCCAUUGUCUUUGCAGCUAUGGGGGUGAACAUGGAGACAGCCAGGUUCUUCAAGUCAGACUUUGAGCAGAAUGGAACCAUGGGAAACGUCUGUCUCUUUCUGAACUUGGCCAAUGACCCCACGAUUGAGCGGAUCAUCACCCCACGCCUGGCACUAACCACUGCCGAAUUCCUUGCCUACCAGUGUGAGAAGCACGUGCUGGUCAUCUUGACGGACAUGAGUUCCUAUGCAGAAGCCCUGCGGGAGGUCUCAGCUGCCAGAGAGGAGGUGCCCGGCCGCAGAGGCUUCCCAGGAUACAUGUACACAGACCUGGCGACCAUCUAUGAGAGAGCAGGCCGCGUGGAGGGCCGAGGAGGAUCCAUCACACAGAUACCCAUCCUCACCAUGCCCAAUGAUGAUAUCACCCACCCCAUCCCAGACUUGACAGGCUUCAUCACAGAAGGACAGAUCUACGUGGACAGACAGUUAUAUAACCGGCAGAUCUACCCGCCCAUCAACGUGCUCCCGUCGCUGUCAAGGCUGAUGAAGUCCGCCAUUGGGGAGGGCAUGACGAGGAAGGACCACGGCGAUGUCUCUAACCAGUUGUACGCCUGCUACGCCAUCGGGAAGGACGUGCAGGCCAUGAAGGCCGUGGUUGGGGAGGAAGCGCUCACCUCCGAAGACCUGCUCUACCUGGAAUUCCUGCAGAAGUUCGAGAGGAACUUCAUCAACCAGGGUUCCUACGAGAACCGCUCGGUGUUCGAAUCUCUGGAUCUGGGCUGGAAGCUGCUGCGCAUCUUCCCCAAGGAGAUGCUGAAGCGCAUCCCGCAGAGCGUGAUCGAAGAGUUCUACUCCCGCGAGGGGCCUGCGCAGGACCCCGCGGCCGACACGGCGCUCUAGCCGGCGCGGUGCUCCUCCGCGAGGUCCAGGACCGGAGCUCUCCCAGCCCUCCGGUACCCGCCGCCGGAUCCUCCACCUCCCCAUCUCCCGCACGCACCCCAGUUCACCUCUUCUGCGUCCCCUCGGCCCCCUGAAGGCGACCGGGGAGCCCAAGCUCCACCCUUCAACACAGAGAACGAAGGAGAAGUUACUAAGCCGGUGGCAUCAUGUUUUUUAUUUGAUUUGGGGGUUAGGGACCUUUUUCCUGUUUGAGGAGGUGGUGGAGAUGGAACUCAAGUUCUCCUUCAUGCUAAGUAAUCGAUCUAUUACUGAGCUAACCCCCACCCCCGAACCCUGUACUUUUAUUUUAAAAGAUGCACCCCUCACAAAAAAGAUGCACCCCAAGAACUGAGGUGAAUUUUAUCUUAGGUGAAAAAGAGAUUGGCAAAUAAUAAUAAUAAUAAUUGUUGAAGGUGCAGAUGGUGGAGCAGAUUCUACUAUUUUCUCUUUGUGUCUUAAAAGAGUUGAUAACAGAAUUCCCGAUUUCUUGAUAAACUUGCAUGGAGCUCAAGGCCACGGAAGGGACAACUUUCCACAAAGAAUGUGUUUGACUUUAAACGGCUCUGCCACGAGAUGCUGCAGACAGGGCGGGGGAGGGGGGGGGGGAGAUGGCCUGGCUUCUGGAAGGGACCUGAGGAUAUGGGCUGAGGAUAUGGGCGCAGAAGGCGAAUAAAAGUUCCCUAGUUAAGAAAUAGGUGAGGCAGGGCUGGGAAGGUGGCUCAGUGGUAGAGCGCUUGCCUUGCAUGUUUGAGACCCUGGGUUCA